AUUGAGCAUUUGUCAAAAGAAAAUUUGUUUACGAGCCAUGAAAAGUACGAGAAUGUUCAUAUUUUAAAAUAAUGUGAAAUGGGGCCCAUGUCUUGAUGCAUUUCAUUUUCUAAUUGGGAUUGAGCUCUCUUAAACCGGCAGGAAAUUGAAUUUCAGCUAUGCCAAUGGCCCCGAGCCACGCCGCGAAACCCUCUCCUCAUCCGCCACCGCCACCGCUCGGGACCUAUUACGCCACCCGCCGACCGUGGCGCUCGUUCUUCGACAUCUCCGCCCUCUCUCUGCCCUUCGGCUAUGGCGAGGCAAUGUCCAGGAUCCGACACAACGCCAACUAUUUCCGGGUCAAUUACGCCCUAAUCGCACUCGUGAUCCUCUUCUGCAGCCUCGUCUACCACCCGAUCUCCAUCAUCGUAUUCCUCCUCGCAACCGUCGCCUGGAUUUGGCUCUACUUCUUCCGCGAGGCACCCGUAACUGUGUUUGGCCGAAUCGUGGAUGAUCGUGCCCUUUUGGUUUUCCUGAUCCUCGUUACGGUGGUGUCUCUGGUUUUCACUCACGUCGGUCUGAAUGUGCUCGUCGCAUUGAUAAUUUCUGUGGUUGUGAUCGGUUGUCACGCCUCGUUUAGGGGCACUGAGGACUUGUUCUUGGAGGAAAGUGAGGCGGCAGAAGCCGGACUGCUCUCCGUUGUACAGUGAAAUUUCAAUCUCUUAUGAGAAUUGGAUGGAAGAUAAUGCAUUUCUGUGUCUGUUCUGGCCUGUGGGAUUUACAGAGCCUGUUUGGAAAUAGCGAUAAAGGUUAGUGUUUUGAAAAAACUAUCUAUGGGCAGCAUUUUGCAUUAGCGUUUUCAAAGUUAAUCGGCGCCGUUGAAAUUUUUAUUCAAAACACGAAUGCUAAUCAAAAAUGCUAUUCUCAAACGGGGUCAUAGCUGCUUGAAUUGGGUGUAUUGUUGCAACUGUUUUGGGAGGUAAAUUCAGCUUAUGCUGUGAGUGUUGUUUUCUUUCCCUAAAAUGUCAUGUUUUUGGGUAUUUGGGGACAUUGCAAGAGCCAAAUCCUAUGUACAAUUUGGGGAAAAAAGCUUUUUGAUGGUUAUGUUUGUGUGAAACAUUUGUACUUUCAGUUUGACAUGUUUAUUGCUGGUGACCUGUUAGAGACAUUUCCUCAAUGUGUAGAAACACAAAUGAGUGGAUGCAGUGUUCAUGGG
Cuscuta campestris is the source of this 1195-nucleotide messenger RNA. NCBI's taxonomy places the organism in Eukaryota, Viridiplantae, Streptophyta, Magnoliopsida, Solanales, Convolvulaceae. The record is from the annotation of a GenBank genome assembly.